This is a messenger RNA of Rotaria socialis, 480 nucleotides long. The record is from the annotation of a GenBank genome assembly. NCBI's taxonomy places the organism in Eukaryota, Metazoa, Rotifera, Eurotatoria, Philodinida, Philodinidae.
AUGACUUACUGCAGUUCUAGUUAUUCGCGUUCGCAGUCGCAUUCGAAUUCGUAUCAGUAUGAAUAUCAAUACAGUUAUACGACUCAGAGUGGUCACGUGGAUAAUCGUUCCGUAUCAUUACCGACAGAUUGCUUUGAUCGUUUUAUUUCUUAUGCGCCUCGACAAGCAAUUUCGCAGCAGGAUUUCAUGAAAGUCGUGCAAGCUAUUAUGAUGGGUUCCAGCGCAACCGACUGUGAUAUACAUGAAGCAUUUUCUAUCUUGGAUACCGAUGGUUCAGGUACUCUUGAUGUGAGCGAAUUAGCAAAAGUGAUACCUGCUAUUAUGCCUGGUACAACUUCCAAUACACUAUAUACAAUGAUUCGUCGUUACGACAAAAAUGGUGAUAACACACUCAAUUUAAAUGAAUUUAUCAGACUUGUCAAGGGUGAUCUCGGAAGAGAUCUUGUCUACAGAGACGUUCUUAUGAUUUCGUGUGAUUAG